AGGUGGAAAUGAGGCCACAAGAAAGGAGAAUUUCCUGAGAAAAUCCAAAGCCUAAAAAGGAAGACAACAACAAAGAAUUGGAAUUUUUACUGUUUUUGGAUUGAUCAGACCUUUGACUUGAAGAACAAAGAAAUAGGAAUAGAAGAAACAAACAAAGGCAAGCACUUGAGAACCAGGACUUUUUCUGAAUCUUGCAAGUUCUUCUUCUCCAUGAUUUUUCAGUCUGAAUACUCUGUGACUUUCCCAUGGACCGCAAAAAGAAGCUGUCCUACCUCUGAUGCGUCUUACAGUUUGUAACACAAUCCUCUACAAAAAUGAUAUCCAAGCUCCAGGCUCUUUUCCUGAUCCUGUUCUCAAGAGGAAGCCUGCUUUCACUAAGUGACUCAAACUUUGUUAGAAAAGAAAUCAAGAUAGAUGGAGAUCUUGUUUUGGGAGGUCUUUUUCCCAUCCAUGAAAAAGGUAUGGGAAUGGACGAAUGUGGAAGAAUAAAUGAAGAGAGAGGAAUCCAGCGUUUGGAAGCCAUGCUGUUUGCAAUUGAUUCCAUCAACAGAGAUGAAUCUUUACUACCUGGAGUUUUGCUUGGUGUGCACAUCCUGGAUACAUGUUCCAGAGAUACCUACGCUUUAGAACAGUCCUUGGAAUUUGUCAGGGCAUCCCUGACAAAAGUAGAUGAAACGGAGUUUAUCUGUCCUGAUGGGUCUUAUGCUAUCCAAGACAACAGCCCUUUAGUGAUAGCAGGUGUGAUUGGAGGGUCCUACAGUAGUGUUUCUAUACAGGUUGCAAAUUUACUGAGAUUGUUUCAGAUUCCUCAAAUAAGCUAUGCUUCUACUAGUGCAAAACUGAGUGAUAAAUCCAGGUAUGACUAUUUCGCAAGGACAGUCCCACCUGACUUUUACCAGGCCAAGGCCAUGGCCGAGAUUCUGAGAUACUUCAACUGGACGUACGUCUCCACAGUGGCAUCUGAAGGAGACUAUGGAGAGACAGGCAUUGAAGCGUUUGAACAAGAAGCCAGGUUGCGUAACAUAUGUAUUGCCACAUCUGAGAAAGUGGGCAGAUCAAAUGUCAAGAAGUCUUACGAUGCCAUAAUUCGUCAACUGCUUCAGAAGCCCAACGCAAAAGUGGUUGUGCUCUUCAUGCGCAGCGAUGAUACAAGGGAACUCCUGGCUUCUGCCAACAGACUCAAUGCAUCUUACACAUGGAUUGCCAGCGACGGGUGGGGGGCACAAGAAAGUGUGGUGAAGGGGAAUGAGAACAUAGCAAAUGGAGCAAUAACAUUAGAACUUGCAGCUCAUCCUGUGAAGGAGUUUAACAGAUAUUUUCAGUAUCUCAAUCCCAUCAACAACAGACGUAACCCAUGGUUCAAGGAUUUCUGGGAGCAGAAGUUUCAGUGCCUGCUGCAGAAUGGAAAUGCUAAACAGAAGGUUUGUGACAAACACCUGGCAAUAGACAAUUCUAAUUUUGAACCGGAAUCCAAAAUUAUGUUUGUGGUGAAUGCAGUAUUCGCUAUGGCUCACGCCUUACACAAAAUGCAGCGCACCUUGUGCUCCAACACUACCCAGCUGUGUGACGCCAUGAAGCCAUUGGAUGGAAAGAAACUAUACAGAGAUUACUUGCUGAACAUCAGUUUCAAUGUCUGGCGAGGUCACUACAGAGUUGAGGGCUGCUGUUUCUCUGAAAAUCAAUACCCCCCUUUUUCACCCCCAGAUGUGGACAACGUUGUGAAGUUUGAUGCUUUUGGGGAUGGAAUGGGUCGUUACACUAUAUUUAACUACCAGAAAACAACUGAGAAAUACUCAUAUGUUAGGGUGGGGCAGUGGGCAGAGACUUUGACCCUGAACACUGAAAUCAUUCAUUGGCCCAAACACUCAGUCCCCACCUCCCAGUGUAGUGACCCCUGUGCCAGAAAUGAGAUGAAGAAAAUGCAGGCAGGGGAAUACUGCUGUUGGAUUUGUACGCCUUGUGAACCUUAUGAAUACUUGGCUGACGAGUUCACCUGCAUUGCCUGUAGCCCCGGGCAAUGGCCAACUGAAGACUUGACAGGCUGCUUUGAUUUACCGGAGGAUUAUAUCAUGUGGGAAGAUGCCUGGGCGAUUGGUCCCAUUACCAUAGCCUGUGUUGGCUUUAUUUGCACCUUUAUGGUAAUGGCAGUUUUUAUUAGACACAAUAACACUCCACUAGUUAAGGCCUCUGGUCGGGAACUCUGCUAUAUCUUGCUGUUUGGUGUCUUCAUGUCCUACUGCAUGACCUUCUUCUUUAUUGCUAAGCCAUCUCCAGCAAUAUGUACCUUACGUCGCCUUGGCCUUGGGACUUCCUUUGCAGUAUGCUACGCAGCUCUUCUUACAAAGACUAACCGCAUUGCCAGGAUAUUCAAUGGUGUGAAGGAGGGAACACAGAGGCCCAAGUUCAUUAGCCCUAGCUCACAGGUCUUUAUCUGCAUGAGCCUUAUAUCAGUCCAGAUUGUGAUUGUGUCUGUUUGGCUUAUGCUGGAAGUGCCUGGCACUAGAAGGUUCACUCUGCCAGAGAAGAGAGAGACUGUUAUUUUGAAAUGCAACGUCAGAGACUCCAGUAUGUUAAUAUCACUGUCAUAUGAUGUAGUGCUUGUAAUUCUAUGUACGUAUUAUGCCUUUAAGACCAGGAAGUGUCCUGAAAACUUUAAUGAGGCCAAAUUCAUUGGCUUCACAAUGUACACCACCUGCAUUAUCUGGCUGGCCUUCCUCCCAAUUUUUUAUGUGACCUCCAGCGAUUACAGGGUCCAGACUACCACCAUGUGUAUUUCAGUGAGUUUAAGUGGCUUUGUCGUCCUGGGGUGCAUGUUUGCGCCCAAGGUCCAUAUAAUAAUGUUCCAGCCACAGAAGAAUGUAACUAGUCACAGACUACAUCUGAACCGAUUCAGCGUCAGUGGGACAGGAACGACAUAUUCACAUUCUUCUGUGAGUGCUCAUUAUGUACCAACCAUCUGCAAUGGAAGAGAAAUUGUCGAUUCCACCACCUCGUCUCUGUGAUUUGCAUUUAAACUGCUUAAUCUCAGCUCUUAGACUGUUAGCAAACUUGCACAUAUUGUGCAUUUCCAGUGAACUAGUACCAAUUAUGUAGAAAGUGUGUAUUAAAUUAUUUUUAAGGGCUGUACAUAUAACUGACAUUACAAUAGAAAACUUUAUAGGAUGUUUUACAGACUUUGUUUUUGAUAGUUUUGUUAUACUGUGUAAAUAACCAUGAGCUGCAUUGCUAUACAUUUUAAAUUCUCCUUAGCAGUAACACUGAUCUACUGCAUUUGCAAAUUAGACAAAACUUUGUCUUAUUUUUUGUAGGCUUCAUUGUUGUAAUUAAGUAUGCAUUUCUAUGUUGUAUAUAAUAUGUACAUUAUGAUUAACUGAUGGUUUUAACAGCACAAACUGACAGUAUUACACAAAACAACUAUAAUUAGAAGGUAAAUAGAUGAUAAGAUCCCCAGUGGUUAUUAUAACUGUAAGUGCAUGGUGCGUGGAAGACUCUGACCUAGUAAAUGGGUUUACCUAAAUCUUCAGAACUUUGGCUCAUGUAUUGUAACAAUAAAAUCAUGGGUGAUCAUUUUACUUAUAAUGUGACCUCUAGUAAAGUUUAAUAAUGUUGAACAAUGGCUUUUUGUGCCUUAACUGGUGUCAUGUAGUUUUAUACAAAAGCUUAAUUAUGAUCUGUGCAUGUAGGUACUGUAGCAGAAGGUAUAUACAAAGAUGUAUAAGUUUCAAGUGGCAUUUAAAAUGCUGUAAUUUGUACUGCAUUUACAAAGAAGUUUGUAAACCAUACAAAUGUCUCAACAGUACUGGACACUUUUAAAAUGCAACUUAGAUGGGCAUUGAUUUUUUUUUACAACUGCAAUAUUAUGAAUGUUUCAAAUCACAUAUAAUUUGAGGGUGAUAUAUUUUGUAAAAAGAAAGUGACCUAAAAUAGAAGCAUUUCCAAAGCCAUUCACAUUUAUUAAAGAAUCAUGACAACAAUCAAGAACAUUUUACCACAAGUUUGUACAGCUUUAAAUGUGCACCACAAUACAAAAUAUACAAAAAAGCGAACAUUGGUACUCGCAUAUCUGCAAACAUAGUUCUUUAGAAAUAACUGGUUUUGCCUUCCAGUGCAGUAACAUAAUGAAAUAGGAUGUACUGUAUAUGAAACAAUAUCUUUGGGAGUCUGUAAAAUAUACAAGGCAAAUUUUGUAAAAAAUGCUACCCAGAGAAAUAACAGAAAUUGCACACCAGUUCCAUUGGUUGGAAAAAAAAAUACAAAGAAAACCAUGUGUCCAAAAUACAACAGGAAGCUGAGGAUUAUGUAAAGUAAUCUCAUGCCCCUAGUCAUGCAUUUUAUUUAUGCUCACACAUCUGAGAGAUUAUUUUUCUUUGUUGUAAGGCUUAUCUGUUAGUGCAUUCCUUGCUGCCCGAGGAUACAUUACUCCAAAGUCGAGUUGCCAUGGACAACCAUGAAUGGAAUCUACUUCUUCCAAAAUUCUGGAACACUCCAACGACUGAGCUGCUCAUAGAGCAGUUUAAGUCACUUUCUCUGUAUAAAUGUCAUGAUAUGUGUGAUAUACACAAACCAAAAAUAGCCUAUUGUUCCUGAGUCAAGGCAAUAUCUUUCUAUUACUCAACCAUUUUUUUAAGUUAUUUCACACUGUUUAUAUGGUUGUGUUUAAGUGUGGUGUUUAGGUCAGCCACCACAGGAACCUGAGUAACAGUGCAGAGGAGGCAUCCGAUCAUAAAGACAAAGACGAGAUGCACAGCAAUCCUAAUUUUAUUUUGUAAAAUCAUUUAUUUUGCGACUGUUUAAAAGGCUUAACUAUCCGUCAUAUUCUGAUAUUGUACCACCAAAAACAAAACAAAAAAAACAUGGUCCACAGUGCUUGCUUUGGCCAACCUGGAACUUGGCGUAGAAUGAUUGGAGAGCAAGUAACAGUAUAGUUCAAAUAAUGAGUGCAAUAGCAAGGUGAUGCAUCAUAAUAAAAAAAAAUCAUUCA
Lepisosteus oculatus (spotted gar) is the source of this 4981-nucleotide messenger RNA. RefSeq names its product glutamate receptor, metabotropic 3 (gene grm3). NCBI's taxonomy places the organism in Eukaryota, Metazoa, Chordata, Actinopteri, Semionotiformes, Lepisosteidae. The record is from RefSeq and is a predicted model, not a curated record. Gene Ontology annotation, cellular component: plasma membrane. Gene Ontology annotation, biological process: G protein-coupled glutamate receptor signaling pathway; regulation of synaptic transmission, glutamatergic. Gene Ontology annotation, molecular function: group II metabotropic glutamate receptor activity.